Olea europaea var. sylvestris is the source of this 1069-nucleotide messenger RNA. RefSeq names its product thaumatin-like protein. NCBI's taxonomy places the organism in Eukaryota, Viridiplantae, Streptophyta, Magnoliopsida, Lamiales, Oleaceae. The record is from RefSeq and is a predicted model, not a curated record. Bases 178 to 909 code for a protein of 243 amino acids. Gene Ontology annotation, cellular component: extracellular region. Gene Ontology annotation, biological process: defense response. The transcript has 2 exons.
UCCAGUGUAAAUCGUGUCUCCUAGAAAAGUGGGACAUGGCAAAAAUGGAUUGUGAUCGCCCUCCCCUUUACAAAUCAUCCUCUUCUCCAUGUCUACACCCAUCCUAAGCUCUAUUUAACCUCUCCUACUGCAAAACGCUGCAACCUCAUUCCCUUAACCCCUAUUUCCAUCUUCAUAAUGCCAACGUUUUUGCAUCUAUUCUUCCUCUAUUUGUGCACUGUUUUCUAUUCUUCAGAUGGAACCCAACUGAUUGUAGUGAACAACUGCAAGGAGCAUAUAUGGCCUGGAGUUCUUGCCACCGCUGGCCACCAAACUCUUCGAGAUGGCGGUUUUCAUCUCUACUCCGGCGAACAAGUCAUCCUCGACGUCCCCGAAAGGUGGUCGGGAAGAUUAUGGGGUAGAAGGGGCUGCUGUUUCGACAAAAACGGUAGAGGCUCAUGCCAAACAGGCGAUUGCGCGGGGAAACUACAUUGCAUGGGCACUGGCGGAGUACCUCCUGCUACAGUUGUAGAAAUGACUCUAGGAACCCCAACAAAUCCAAUACAUUACUAUGACGUGAGUUUAGUCGACGGUUUUAACCUUCCCGUCUCGAUGAUCCCGAUAGGUGGUGGCGUCGGGUGCGGCGUGGCAGCGUGUGAGGCUGAUGUGAACGUUUGUUGCCCAUCAAAUUUGGUGGUGACGAAAGAAGGGAAGGUGGUGGGAUGCCGGAGUGCCUGUUUGGCCACCGGGGAAGCUAAAUACUGUUGUACAGGGGAAUUUGCCAAUCCGAACACUUGCAAGCCUACAGCUUUCGCGCAUCUAUUUAAGGCCAUUUGUCCCCGGGCUUAUAGCUAUCCGUAUGAUGAGUCGACUGGACUUAAGAAAUGUAGAGCACAGCAAUAUGUUGUCACCUUCUGCCCUCCCAAUUAACGGAUAAAGGUAGAUUGAACAGUACUCGAAAGUUUAAAGGAAGAAAAAGAGAUUAAAAUCUCUUGUAUUGUAUUGUUCGGUCCUUCCUAAUUCUAUGUACCUAACGUGCCUUUGAUGUUUAUAAAGUGUUGAUUUCGUAAUCUGGUUCAUUUAUGGCAAA